AGAAAGGGAUGGAAAAAAAACACAAAGACAAAAGGAUCAGUCAAAAGCUGAGGCUGUUAGAUCAGGAGCAACCAUCAGACCAUCCAGAGAGAAGCACGUUUGUUACAUCAGCUGUAGUGGUGAAAUACCCAUCAUGUUAUUGGCACUGAGCAUUUUGCUGCUAAUAUUCCCUGAGUCUCUCUCUGCUCCAGUCAGAGAUCACUGCACUACUGGCAAAAACAAACUUCUACUGAUCAGCUUUGAUGGGUUCAGGUGGGACUACGACCGAGAUGUGGACACCCCAAACCUGGACAAAAUGGCUGAGGAAGGAGUCAAGGCAGCAUAUGUCACUCCACCUUUCCUGACCAUCACCAGUCCUACACACUUCACCCUGUUAUCUGGAAGGUACAUUGAGAACCAUGGGGUGAUUCACAACAACUGGUUCAACACAACCACACAAGAGAAGAAACAAUACUACAUGACACAGUUUGUGGAUGAAUACUGGGAUAAUGGCAGUCUACCCAUUUGGAUCACUGCUCAAAGACAGGGUAAGAAAACUGGAUCCUUACAUUUCCCUGGUACUGCUGCCACUUACCAGAAAGAAACAAUCCAAGUGAAGGAGGUGGAACCGAGGUAUUAUGACCACACCAAUGAGAUGGCAUGGAGGGAGAAAGUGGACAAGGUCUUGAAGGAAUGGUUUAAAGAUCAAGACUUAGAUUUUGUCACUUUGUAUUUUGGUGACCCUGAUGAAACUGGCCACAAGUACGGGCCUGAUUCACCUGAGCGCCGCUGGGCAGUAGAGAAAGUUGACCGAACUGUGGGCUACAUAAGGGAAACUGCUGAGAAACACGGACUCAGUGACCAUCUGAAUAUAAUCAUCACAGCUGACCAUGGAAUGAGCACUGUCUUUAAAGGAGAGCAAGUAAAAGAGAUAAUACUCGCCGACAUCCCAGGAUUCUCCUUGAAAGAUCUGAAAUUCCACAUGGUGGACUAUGGACCUUUUGGGCUGCUGUUGCCCAAAGAAGGGAUGCUUGAAAAGGUUUAUCAGGCCUUGAAAGGAGGUCAUCCAAACCUUCACGUUUACAAGAAAGAGGACAUGCCUGCUCGACUACAUUACUCCAAACAUCCACGCAUCCUACCCAUCGUUCUCUAUGCAGACCCAGGAUAUGUCAUCAAUGGGUUCUACACAUUCCAGACCAAUAAAGGGGAACAUGGCUAUGACAAUGAGGUCAUGGACAUGAAGCCUUUCUUCAGGGCAGUAGGACCAGAUUUCCACAGAAACUUGUUGGUUGGACCAUUUGAGACUGUUAGCGUUUACCCGCUAAUGUGCCACUUACUGGGGAUAAAGCCAGAAAUCAAUGACGGGUCACUGGGUGACACCCAACACAUGCUGAUAUCCAACGGAGAGUCAUGCGAUUCUGGAGGCGAAUCUGGAGAGGUCCCCAAGUCAAUUCUUCAUAACGUGUUCGUUGGUCUUGCUGCUGUGGCUGGAUUUUUAUUUCUUGUGUGUGUUGUUGUUACAUCCUUCAACAUGUAUAAAAGAUGGAAAGUGAAUACAAGAGCAAAAGUCAUGGAUGAUGAGGACCAGAUAAAAGCUGACUCCAAGCAAACAUCAUUCUAAGACGGACAUUUACUUAUUCUUGAAUUGCUUGUCAUUUAAUGCUACAAUGGGAUCCAAGAAUCUGAGACCACACUGAGACGUGAAACAUUGAGGGCUUUUUUCCCCACUUAAAUCCUGGAUGUAAAAUAGAUAAAUAAAUUAAGUUAGUUAAAGAGAUUUUUUUUCAUAUUUUCAUAUUUAAGUAUUCACGUCAAGGCAUCUUGACUACAAGUGUCAUUAAAAGAAAAGAGGAACAGAUUGUACAGUACUACGCUAUUUAGUUAAUAAGUCCAUGUACAAUUUGCAAUUAACUAGGGUUGGCUAUCGAUUGGGUUUUAUUCCAUACCGGUGCCAUUUCGAUACUUUUAAAAUGGUACCGGUGCCUAAACGGUGCCUGAAUCGAUACUUCUAUAAAAAUAAAUAAAUAAAAUAAAAAAAGUCUAAAAAGGAUAACAUUAAAGAACAUUAAAACUAUUUACAAUAAAUCCAUAGCAUUCACAUUGGAUGCUCUAAUUUCCCAAGCUUCCCUUAAUCUAAGGCUAAUAAAUUUAUUUCACGAUCUGGGACAUUGUUUAAUACAACACCAAACACAAUGUUUUUACUGUAUCUCUGUCAAUCUCUCUGAUAUUUAGUUAAAAUAAGUGCUGUCUGUCACUGUCUUUAAUCAGUUCUGUGAAUGACUGUAUGCUCAUUAUUUACAAAGUAGCAACGAUGUUGUUUGUAAAGUACAGUCUUAGGCACAUUAGUAUUUUCACCACAAAAAAGGGUUUUAAGCAAGUUAUUUAUAUCUUUUGCUGUAGUAUGUCAGUAGGAAAUAUCAGUUUACAUUUCCAAACAUUAAUUUUGCCAUUAAUUUUAAUAAUAAGUGAGAUUGUUGAAUGCACAAGCAGUCUGACAACACACUGCCUAAGACUAUUGCACAGUAGUGUAUAUAUAAAGUAUGUAUAAUUAAAUUAAGUGUGUUUAAA
This is a messenger RNA of Carassius carassius (crucian carp), 2547 nucleotides long. RefSeq names its product ectonucleotide pyrophosphatase/phosphodiesterase family member 7-like. The coding region runs from base 134 to 1600 and encodes 488 amino acids. NCBI's taxonomy places the organism in Eukaryota, Metazoa, Chordata, Actinopteri, Cypriniformes, Cyprinidae. The transcript has 6 exons. The record is from RefSeq and is a predicted model, not a curated record.